AUGUCAUUAACAAUUAACAAUGUAUUUGGAUUACUUGGACAUACAAUUGGAUCACAUCCUAUUCUAUUUAUAGUUUUAUCACUCUCACUUUUCACUGUGUCACUUCUUGGACCAUUGCUGAGAUUGGAUAUAAGAGUGGAUAUUAAAUCAGGUUUUAAUCGUGAUAACACUGCUUCAGUAGAAGAAAUUAAUGCUCAUAAACAGUUUUUCAAUAAUACGGGUGACCCAUGGUACAUGGCGCUAUUUGCAACAACUAAUGGAUCUAUCUUAGAAACACGGAGAACUGAUGAAUUAACAACAUUUUAUAAAUAUAUUACUCAGACAAUGCCAGUGAAUGUUAACAAAUCAACCGUACAUUAUCAAAAUGAUUUGUGUGAACCAUUUUGUAAUUUUAAUUCACAACUUUGGAAUCUUUUGAAUUAUCAAUCAUUUUUUAAAAUCAUUUAUCCAUUAUCAAUAGCUGGACCGUAUAAAGUAAAUAUUGGUAGAUAUCUCUUUAAUCGUACCAUUAACGAACAAGGUAUUGUAAUUGGUGUUGGCACUGUUGCAAUAUAUUUUACAACAUUUAUCACUGACAGCAUUAAGCAAAAACAGUUGGAUGUCUUUGAAGAACAAGUUUUAAGAGAAGUAUACAAUCACAAUGCCAAUCCAAAUAGUACAAUAACAUUAAUCUUACAUGGAGCGCAUACAGUAAGCGGUGAAAUACGCCGAGGCAUACAAUUAGUGCUUCCUUAUUAUUUUACAGGAGCUGUAUUAUUAAUCGCAUUUGUUGUUAUAAGUUUAGUUUUGGCAUCAUUAUGUCAUUCAUUUCCAAUGCGACAUUUACAACUUAUUUUACCAUUCGCAGCAAUUAUUUCACCAAUUCUAGCAGCUAUAUCAGCCAUUGGUUUAAUACUUUUAGCUGGUUAUCAUAUCAAUAUGCUUAUUCUCAUAUCACCAUUUCUAACAUUAGCCACAGGUAUAGGUGUCGAUGAUGCAUUUCUAUUAACAAAUACAUGGCUCAAAUCAACAGCAAUGCCGCAUGCACUGACAACUGCUGAAAGGUUGCAGUUAGUCUUGGAAAAGGUUGGAAUAGGCAUAACGGUUACUUCAUUAACAAAUUCUCUUGGAUUUGCAUUGGGUUGUAUAGCACCAGCACCUGAAAUGCAAAUUUUUUGCGCCACAGUAUCACUUUCCAUGUUUCUUGAUUUGUUAUUCCAACUUUUCUUCUAUUCGCCGCUUCAAGUAAUAUUAUCUCAUGAUGAACCUAAAAUCGUCUACAAACAAAUUAAGCGAGAUCAACCAACAUUAUUUGAACGAAUGAAGCAAAAUGUUACUUCGCUUUGUAAAUAUUACAGUGAAUUCAUUGCAUCAGUUUGGGCAACAUUUAUUACUAUUGCAUUAUUAAUUGCAUAUUAUUAUUUUGCAAUAACCGGCAUGCAGGCAAUGGAUGCAAACGUUGAUGGCAAAAUGCUUUUGCCACCAGAUUCGCAGAGUGUUGAUGGAAUUCGAAUAAUGGAUGAAAUUAUUUGGCCAGAUUAUUUGAGUAUCAAUUAUAUUAUGCGGAAUCCACCAAAUUUCUCUAAUCCUACUGAAUUUCGCAACUUUACGCUAAUGGUUAAAGAAAUGGAGAAAUCAAAAAAUUCAUUAGGUUCAGCUGCAACAAUGCAUUGGGUAAAAGAUUAUUUACGAUAUCUUGCUAAUCCGCAUGCUACCAAACUUGACGUUUUCUUUGGAAUUUCUGGUGUAGAAGCUAAUGGAACAGCUUAUAUGGAAAAUGGUUUGGAUAUGUCACAGUUUGAUUUUUUCAUCAAUACCGAACCAUACACAGCAUGGAAAUUAGGCACUCGAUACAUGAGAGAUACACAAAAUAGGAUUGUGAUAACAUCGAUGCUACUGAUAAUGGGUUAUAAUGGUACAUCAUCAUUAUCUGAUAAAGCAAAAUUAUUACGUUCAUGCCGUGAAAUAUGUACACGUUAUGCGCAAUAUGAUAUGAUACCAUUUGAUACAGAUGCGGAAUUAGUUGAUGUUAUAUUAGCUGUACCUUCAACUACUAUUAAUACGGUAUUUUUUACGUUUGGCGCAAUAGGUGUAGUAUGCUUUAUUUUUUCCUUCAAUAUUGGAGCGUCUAUUCUUGCUAUCUUAUCAGUUGUGUCAAUCAGUACAGGUGUUAUUGGUUUCUUGCAAUAUUGGAAUUGCUUUUUGGAUCCAAUAUUAAUGGUAGCUAUAUUAAUAACAGCUGGCUUAAGUAUUGAUUAUACCGUACAUAUCAUUUUCCAUUAUGUGAUAAAUGAUUACACUGAUAAUGUUCAACGAAUUAACACUUCGCUUGAAGCCUGUGCCUUAUCAAUGUUACAAGCUGGUAUAUCAACAUUUCUUAUCAUGUUCCCGGUAUUAUUUGCUCCUAUAGGAAUUUAUGCUGUAAUAUCGAAAGCAAUCAUACUUACAGUAAUAUUUGGUUUACUGCAUGGUUUAUUUAUUGUUCCUGUAUUGCUUACUGCCCUGCCUAAUUGUUUUGCUAAGUGUUUGCCUAAUUGCUGCAUCAAACAUUAA
Brugia malayi is the source of this 2532-nucleotide messenger RNA. RefSeq lists its product as uncharacterized. NCBI's taxonomy places the organism in Eukaryota, Metazoa, Nematoda, Chromadorea, Rhabditida, Onchocercidae. The record is from RefSeq and is a predicted model, not a curated record. Gene Ontology annotation, cellular component: cytoplasmic vesicle membrane; plasma membrane. The coding region runs from base 1 to 2532 and encodes 843 amino acids. The transcript has 18 exons. Gene Ontology annotation, biological process: endocytosis; molting cycle, collagen and cuticulin-based cuticle.